AUGGCCACACCCACUCCAAAUACAUAUGACUUUAUUGUUGUGGGUGGUGGAACUGCUGGAAAUGUCGUUGCAGGCAGAUUAGCAGAGAAUCCCGACGUGAAAGUCCUCGUGAUUGAAGCUGGAGUUGGUAAUCCAGACGAUAUCCCGACGAUUACGACGCCCGCUCGCGCAUUUGAACUCCGAAACAGCAAGUACGACUGGUCCUAUCAGACGACCUUCGUCGACAAGCCAGACUACGAGCGUGUUGAAAAGCCAAAUACCCGUGGAAAGGUGCUUGGCGGGAGUAGCAGCUUGAACUACUUCACCUGGAUUCGUGGUAGUAGGGAAACAUUCGAUGCGUGGCAGGAGUAUGGUGGCGAUGAAUGGACAUGGGAGAAGUGCAAACACUAUUUUGAAAAGCCAGCUUCAUAUCACGAUGAUGCUAGAGUGUAUGAUCCGCGAUUUUCCAAGAUCGCGCGGGAAGGCCCCCUCCACAUUUCCCACGCAACUUUGCUCCCGGAAACUCGCGCUUUCCGGGAUGCUCUAACAGAUGCUUGGACUAGCAAGGGCCAUGAAUUAAAAGAAGAUAUCUACAACGGUAGGUUGGAGGGCCUCGCCCACUGUGUUAGUACAGUCUACGAGGGUGUUCGAUCAAGCAGCGCAGUAUAUGUGACUGGGAAAGAGAAUGUGGAGAUAAUGCAUUCUACCGUCGCGACAAAGAUCAACUUUGAAAGUUAUACUGCAGUGAGCGUGACUGUGGUCGGGGCAGAUUACAAUGAGACCACAUUGAAAGCAACGAAAGAGAUCAUUAUUGCAGGUGGAGUUUUCGAAACACCCAAGCUAUUACUUCUUUCCGGCAUUGGUCCCAGACGUGAACUGGCUCGUCAUGGAAUCGAUCCUGUGAUAAUGUCCGAGCAUGUGGGCGAACAUCUUCUCGACCAUCCCAUUCUUCCACAUGUUUUUAAACUGAAGGAUGGCAUUGGUCUGGACCAUAUCCUCCUUCGAGGGGGACCUGCCCACGAUUCUGCCGUAACGCAGUACGAGAAGGAUAAAACGGGUCCACUGGCUAGCGGCCUCCUUGAGAUGGUAGCCUUCCCAUGCAUCGACGGGCAACUCGAAAAACAUGAGACGUACCGCAAAGCGAGGGCGAAUAAUGGAGGCAAAGAUCCUUUUGGACCUGAAGGUCAACCUCAUUUUGAGAUUGACUUUAUUCCUAUGUUCUGUGAUGCAUUCCAGUGGCACUUCGAUAUCCCACCUGAGGGAGACUGGCUGACAGUGGUCGUCGACCUUCUUCAUCCACAGUCAAAGGGCGGAUAUGUCAGACUCAAUUCGAUAGAUCCACGUGAACAACCCGACAUCAAUCUGAACUACUUUACCGACGAGCUGGACAUCCUCGCUUUGAGAGAGGGCAUUCGAUUUGUUGACGAUAUCCUUAUGAACGGCGAUGGAAUGAAAGAGAUCAUUACUGAGGAUUUCCCAUGGCCCAUGCCCCGCGAGUCGAAUGAAGAGAUGGAUCGCCUUAUCCUGGAUCGGGCGCAGACUGGAUAUCCUCCCUGGGGCACUGCCAGACUGUCUCACGACAUUGACCAAGGCGUCGUAGACUCUGAGCUGAGGGUCCAUGGGGCUAAUAGACUUCGCAUUGUUGAUGCGUCCAUCAUUCCGGUCAUUCUGGACUGCCGGAUCCAGAAUGCAGUCUACAUGAUUGGGGAAAAGGGUGCCGACAUAAUCAAAGCGGCUUAUCCGGAGCUCUAUAAAUGA
Messenger RNA from Penicillium samsonianum, 1737 nucleotides. RefSeq names its product GMC family oxidoreductase. The transcript is spliced from 6 exons. The record is from RefSeq and is a predicted model, not a curated record. The coding region runs from base 1 to 1737 and encodes 578 amino acids. Gene Ontology annotation, molecular function: oxidoreductase activity, acting on CH-OH group of donors; flavin adenine dinucleotide binding. NCBI's taxonomy places the organism in Eukaryota, Fungi, Ascomycota, Eurotiomycetes, Eurotiales, Aspergillaceae.